AGCAGCGGGGGCGCGUUGGCUGAAUAAUGGCGGAGCGAAUGGGGUUGCUGCGCCUCGAACAAUAACCACAACUGCACGAACUUAAUUCAGUUGGAGGCCGCGGACCGACUCGCUCUAACCUGUAAGCGUGACUGGAGCUCCUUCUGUAGAAUUGUCGGCGCGCACGGGACUACGGCGAUGGACGAGACGCUCGGCUUGGUCGGGAAAAGAGUGCUGCUCCUCUUCAAGGAUCCCGCCUGCUCAUCCGCCGAGCCUGACCGUGACCAGCAGCGUGAAUGGCUACGCGGUACUGUGCGGGCGGUCCGCGGCUUGGAAGGGGUCGGAGCGAGCGCUGCGGGCUCAUCGGCUUUGUCGGUGUUUGUGGAGUUUGAAGAUGUGCGCUGGAAAAGGAAUUCCUGGGUCAAAGUGUAUGCAGAAGAUGUUCAGGCCUUCUUGCUGGAGACCUCCAUUGUCUGGGCACCUCGUUCAGAGCCAGUCCUUAUUCAGGAGGUUGGGAUUCCGGUAACCCGCUGGCCAGCUCUUGUUUUCCAGCCUUUGGUCGACAAGCUGGGCCUGUCAUCUCUUAUCCCUGUGGAGUUCUUUGUAGACCGGGUCAUGGGAUUUGUUACUGACAGAGGCACUCUGCAGAGGUUUGAGCUGGAGGACGAUCUGCGAAGUAAGCUUGUGCAGGAGCACUCGGUGCUGCAAGUGGCACUGACGAGCUGGCUGAGCGAGUUGAAACUGCAGGAGAUCCUGAGGAGAGGACCCUACACUAUCCAGGGCCAGAGAGUGAAGUUGUAUCAACCAGAAUAUGAAGGACAUUGGGUGUCGGGGAUGGUGUCACAGCACAAUCCAGUCUCCCACAUCAUGGAAAUCACUAUUGCUCAGGGUGAAGAAACAAAAGUUGUUGAUCCUCGAACAGUUCAUGUAACUUUGGCAGAUGGCAUUCUUGAUGAGUCUUUGAGUGGCAAAAAGUGCCGGCGUAGGAAAGAGGGAGACUUAAAAGCUGAUGGGAGGAGAAGAAGAAACACAUCAGAUAGUGAGCCCGAGACAGGGAUGAAGAAGUUAAAGAGUGGGGAGAAAAGUGAAGCGGACAGCAGUGGCAGUGAAGGAGGGGAGAAUGGACUGGGGUCCUGGAAGUCAAGUUGUGCAAGUAGCUCAGUUGUCCUGCCUCCCAGUACUGCAUCUCCAAAUAUGGCAGCUCACACUUCUUCACAGGUACACCCGAAUAUCCGGUUUGCCACUUACACCAAAGAAAAUGGCCGGACGGUGGUUGUGCAAGAUCGACCUGUGGCAGUAGACCCUGCUGUUUGUUCCCCAUUUUCCUCCACUGUUUUCCCUUCUGUUGGUCAAAAAUCUCUGGGAUCGGGCCUUCCUGCACAACAGCUGAAGGAAAAGCUUUUGCCAGUAGACCUGCCUGAGAAAGAGAAUGCUUGUGCUUCUCCUGUGGCACUGGGGGGGUUCCCUCCAACAGCGGGGCCUAUACCAACCGCAGUCCGGAUUACAGAUAGUGGAACCAGUGUGGCCGGUUUUGCUGGACAGAAGACGAGCAGCUGGGCCGCUGGGCAGAAGGAGAGUCCUAUGAACCCGGUAAUUGCAGCAACGGGCUUUCAGAUGUCCCCAAGUCAGCCUGUGUCUGUGCCAGCCUUUGGAGAGGUCCGGGCUCAGACUAAUGGAUCAGCUGGCCAGGAAAGUAAGCCUUUUGGCUUCCAGUUCAACAGUGGCACAGAAGAAUCUAGCAAGGACAGUGACUCCUCAAAUAAUAUAUUCUUCCAGUGCAUGGCACAAAAUGUGCCCCAGAGCAACUAUUUCACCUCCAUUUCUGAAAGCCUUGCAAAAGAGCCACCAGCUUUGAACUUAUUUAAGUCUGCGGCCCCAGAGUCCCCGAAGAGCAGCUUAUUUGGUGGGGCAGUAGUGGCUCCCUCCAAAGACUCGACAAGACAAGACUCGAAACCAACAGGAAAUGGGGCGGACUUGGGAAAACUGUUCAACCCAGAUGCUAUGCCUAAACUCACUCCUGCAUUUCCUGGGAGUAGUUCGGGGCUUGUAAGUGGUGCUAAACCUAAAGAACCGCAUGAAAAUCUCUUUUUACAGCCGCCUAAGCUAUCUCGUGAAGAACCCUCCAACCCAUUUCUGGCCUUUGCUGAAAAGCUUACUCACAGCCCUUUUAGUGGACUUCCAUCAGCUCAGCCCUCAACCAGCACUCCGGCCUCAACUACAACUUCUGUUAUUGUUCGUCCACCAGCUACCUCUAUUUGGCCUCCCAAGGCCUCCAUGUUAUCUGCAGACAGUUCCACUGUACAUGGUGAAAAUAAGAACAAUCUUUUUUCCCUUGCUAAUGCUUCUAGGGGCCUUGUGUCUUCUCCAUUUUUGGCCUUUUCCUCUGGUACCACGGCAGUUUCUAUACAAAGGCCCACCAUCUUAGGAACUACCUGUGAAACCAGUUCAUCUGAAGCCACCCUGUCACAGGCUUUAGAAAUGCCUACACUGUCUUCUAGCCCAACUGAGGUUGGUCCCAUUGACAACAGAAUGUGUGGACCUGGGCAAGAAGGUGGCUGUUCUCUUGUUAACCCUUCACAAGAGUCUGCAAUUCAGCAUCUCAGUUUUUCAAGUUUCAAAUCAACCUCUGCUCCAUUGAUGGAGUCCAGACAGCUGUUUAGCCAGAUGCAUCACAAAUUUGCCCUUGAUGAGCGUAGUGUGGCAUCCAGACAUGACUCGGACUCGAGCAGUAACAGUGACCUGUCAGACCUGAGUGACACAGAAGAGCAGCUUCAGGUUAAGUCGAAGGAGCAUGGGCAUCUGGGAUCAAACUUUGGGAAUGUCAUGCUAGAAAAAGGGAAGGGAAAAGGUAUUGGGAAAAGUCGACCUCGCAACAAACCCCUGAAAGUUGGUCAGUCUGUUCUGAAGGAUAUGAUAAAGGUGCGCAAGCUGAAGCAGUCUGGCGAGUCUUUUCUACAGGAUGGUUCCUGUAUCAAUGUAGCACCCCACCUACAUAAGUGCCGAGAGUGUCGUCUUGAAAGGUAUCGCAAAUUUCGAGAACAGGAGCAGGAUGAGGAAGACUCCACUGUGGCCUGCCGAUUCUUCCAUUUUCGCAGGUUGGCCUUCACAAGGAAAGGUGUGCUGCGAGUGGAAGGCUUUCUAAACCCCCAGCAAAGUGACCCACACGCCAUGAGCCUUUGGAUUCCCUCAUCCGUUAUCCCUGAAGGUCUUGAUUUAGAGACUUCAAAAUACAUCCUGGCCAAUGUGGGCGAUCAGUUUUGCCAGCUUGUCAUGUCUGAGAAAGAAGCCAUGCUGAUGGUAGAGCCUCAUCAAAAAGUAGCGUGGAAGCGGGCAGUCCGUGGAAUCCGAGAAAUGUGUGAUGUGUGUGAGACUACGCUCUUCAACAUUCACUGGGUGUGCCGAAAAUGCGGAUUUGGUGUAUGCCUUGAUUGCUACCGUCUACGGAAGAGCCGUCCUCAUGAUGAUUCUGAUGAUAUACCGGAGGAUGAGGUGUUUUCUUGGUUGAAGUGUGCAAAGGGACAACCUCAUGAGCCGCAAAACCUCAUGCCAACUCAGAUCAUUCCUGGCACCGCGCUAUAUACAAUUGGGGAUCUUGUCCAUGCAGCACGAGGUAAAUGGGGUAUCAAAGCCAACUGCCCCUGUACCAGCAGACAGAGCAAGCCUCUGCAAAGACCAGCUGCCCCAAAUGGUGUUUCCCAGCAGUCCACUACAAACUCAAGUAGCAGUGCAACUGAUCUUGAUCCAGCAAAUGCAAAUGGUGUAUGGACAAGUGGGCCUCCAUUCCCAGGAGGGGCCGGUGACAUGCCCGUUUCAGAAGAAAAUACUGAGACAGGAGAAAGCAGCAGCGAUAGCACCAGUAAGAGUAACAGUGUCCCUACAAGCUCGUCAAGCAUCAGGGACAGUCGGCAAACUGUUGGAGACACUGCACCCUCCUCUGCUUUACACUGGCUCGCAGACCUGGCAACCCAGAAGGCGAAAGAAGAGACAAAAGAUCCUGGUUCACUUCGCUCAGUCCUUAGCAAGGAAUCCCGUUCUCCUUUUGCCUUGGAGUCCUUCAAUUCCCUUUCAAAGUCCUCGUCCUCUCCAAAACUGUUCAACAGCUUGCUCCUUCGCUCUGGUGUCUCAAACACUAAAACUGAGGGGUCUAGUCUGCGGGACCUCCUAAAUUCUGGGCCAGGAAAACUUCCUCAGGGUGUAUCGGAAGGUGGAAUUCCAUUCCCUUCAGUGUUUUCCUCAUCUUCUGCUGGAGAGAAAGGAAAAGGCAGCCUGCCAAACUUCUUAGAUCACCUAAUUGCUUCAGUGGUGGAGACGAAGAAGACCUCGGAGGUUAAAAAGGCUGACAACUCAGCAGAGAUGCAAAAAGAAGUCAAGAAAGAAAGCAUGAUGGGCCUAAGUGUGUUGGACCCCAACACCUCCCACUCUUGGCUGUGUGAUGGACGCCUGUUAUGUCUCCAGGACCCCAGUAACAGCAGCAACUGGAAGAUUUUCCGAGAAUGUUGGAAACAAGGGCAGCCUGUGCUAGUUUCUGGCGUGCACAAAAAACUGAGAGGAGAGUUGUGGAAACCCAAUGCAUUCAGCCUGGAAUUUGGUGACCAAGAUGUAGACCUGGUGAACUGCCGCAACUGCGCCAUCAUCUCAGACGUCAAGGUCCGCGACUUCUGGGACGGGUUUGAGGUCAUCUCAAAACGCUUACGUGGAGAAGACGGGAGCCCCAUGGUUUUGAAACUUAAAGACUGGCCUCCAGGGGAGGACUUCAGAGAUAUGAUGCCAGCCAGAUUUAAUGACCUAAUGGACAACCUUCCCUUGCCAGAAUACACUAAGAGAGAUGGGAAAUUAAAUCUUGCUUCAAGAUUGCCUGAUUUCUUUGUGCGGCCUGACCUUGGUCCAAAGAUGUAUAACGCUUAUGGGCUAAGCACUCCCGAGGACCGUAAAGUUGGAACCACAAACCUUCACCUGGAUGUAUCUGAUGCUGUGAAUGUUAUGGUUUAUGUGGGAAUUCCAGAGGGAGAUGGUCUAGAAAGUGAUGAGGCAGAUGUCACUGGAUCUAAAGAGGUGUUGAAAACCAUAGAAGAAGGAGAUGUUGAUGAAAUGACGAAGCGAAGAAUCUAUGAAGGAAAAGAGAAGCCAGGAGCCCUUUGGCACAUCUAUGCCGCCAAAGAUGCAGAAAAAAUUCGAGAGUUGCUUCGCAAAUUUGGAGAAGAACAGGGCCAAGAAAACCCAGCAGAUCAUGACCCAAUUCAUGACCAGAGCUGGUAUUUGGAUCAGAUUCUUCGAAAACGCUUGUAUGAAGAGUAUGGCGUACAGGGCUGGUCCAUCAUUCAGUUCUUGGGAGAUGCUGUGUUCAUUCCUGCUGGAGCACCCCACCAGGUGCACAAUUUGUAUAGCUGUAUUAAGGUGGCAGAAGACUUUGUCUCACCAGAACAUGUAAAGCACUGUUUCAGAUUAACACAGGAAUUCAGGCAUCUCUCCAACACGCACUCAAACCAUGAAGACAAACUACAGGUGAAGAACAUUAUCUAUCAUGCAGUCAAAGAUGCAGUGGGAACACUGAAAGCUCAUGAAUCAAAAGUGGCUCGAUCUUAGCAGAAGAUCUGCGGUGACUAAACUGGUUCAGACAGAUUGUAUGUAACACAAGACACAAGAGGCAGAGCGGAGAGAACGGUGCAUUGUUGGGGACGUAGCCCGAGACUCGUCAAGUCAAGCACUUCAAUGCAGUAUUAAACAGGAACCGGAAAUCGAGAGAAGCCGAGGACUCCAUUGGUCACGCUCUGUUCACUCCCAGGCUGUGAACUUUGGUGAAAGAUGCAGUAUCCCUUUCAGUUUUCAAGUGUAGAAGGUUCUCAUUUGCUUCAGUUUUGGAUAGAUAACAACAUUUCUUUAAUAGUUCUAUACCCUCUUAGAUUAAAGUGGUUUGUUUCCUUGUUGCCGCUGUUUUAACUCCAAAAUAAUUUAAAAAAAAUGUCCAAAUUACUGUGGCAAUCGACUGUUGAGAGCAGACUCAAGUUAGUUGUCAAGCAUUUAUUAGGGCACUUUGGAUGAUGAUGAUGUUCACUAAAUGUUACAAGACACAGAGCAAAGUGUGUUUUGUUUUUUGGAUUAAUUGAUUUGUGGCCCUCAGUUCCUUUGUUCUGAAAGUCUGAAUUGUCAUAAUGUUUAACUUCUGGGAAAGAGAAGCUGCAUCUUCAGCUGAUUUGGGGGUUCAAGUCAGACAUUGACAGCCUCAGUGUGUGCCGACCCUGAUGAUCAUACCGCAUAGGACUAAAGUCUUAGCUGACUGUAGGUGAUUUCUAGUUCUAAAGUAUCACUUUCUGUUUCUCCUUUUUUUAAGCAUUUUUAUGAAGUACACUUUUGAUAAAAAAAAAAAAAAAAAAUGACACAUUUAGAAGGGACUCCCACUCUUCAGACAAGAUUCAGUCUUCCUGUGACAUGAGGCUCUGCAUAUUGGUAGUUGUCGAGACAUCCCAGCAUUGAUCAGCACAUACAUGUGUGAAGCGUGUUCGGAGGGGGGGGGCACCACACCACAGGCGUGUUUCAUUGUGUUCCUCCCUCGAGUUUUGGUGCUGACGUGUCAUUCCUCAUAUUAGGUCUUGAGGGAAACAUAAAAGGUAGAAAGUGUUUCAUUUUAACCGAUUCCUGCCCAGACCUACCUGGGGCACGUCAUUGAAGUAGGCAGGGGAAUCCACCGCAGGCAGCUCACUUCACUUUGGAGCUGAUUUCAAGGUUGGUUUUUUUUUUUUUUUUUUUUUUUCUUUAUCUGGUACUGCAGUUUGUUUUAAAGAAAUGGUUGUAUCAUUUUUUUAAUAAAGAUGGAAAAGAGUU
Messenger RNA from Erpetoichthys calabaricus (reedfish), 6798 nucleotides. It is a transcript of the gene kdm3b, whose product is annotated as lysine (K)-specific demethylase 3B. Gene Ontology annotation, molecular function: chromatin DNA binding; histone H3K9 demethylase activity; transcription coregulator activity. The coding region runs from base 178 to 5562 and encodes 1794 amino acids. Lineage: Eukaryota; Metazoa; Chordata; Cladistia; Polypteriformes; Polypteridae. The record is from RefSeq and is a predicted model, not a curated record. Gene Ontology annotation, cellular component: chromatin; histone deacetylase complex. Gene Ontology annotation, biological process: regulation of transcription by RNA polymerase II. The transcript is spliced from 25 exons.